AUGGGGAGCACAAGUCAGCCACAGCAGCUCCAAGUUGCCAUCAUCGGCGCGGGCAUCGCCGGUCUGACGGCCGCCAUAGCGCUGAAAGCGCAUCCUGGCAUCAAGGUUCAGAUCUACGAUAAGGCCACAGAGUUGCGGGAAGUUGGCGCUUCGAUCGCCUUGGGACCAAAUGGCCUACGUACAUUGGAAAAGCUGGGUAUUCACAACGCUUUAGACGACUCGAUCGCCUUCCGCAAUAAAUCGGGUUAUCCAAUGAUCUACCGCCAUUACAAGACUGGCGAGAUCGUAUCGGUAGAUCAGCACCACGGCAGCGUGGAGGCUCGGCACAAGACUGCGAGAUUCCACCGCCCGCAUCUGCAGCAGGCUCUACUCAAGCACAUCGAUCCUGCCCAUAUUCAACUCAAAAGGGCCUUCAAAACUAUUGAGAACGAAGAGUCAACAGGCAGGCUCAGGAUCACGUUUGCCGAUGGUACCGCUGUCACGGCAGACAUCCUCCUCGGCGCGGACGGCAUCCACUCUGGUGUGCGGAGCUUCUACGUCCCGUCAUCUCGGUCAAAGUGGACCGGCUGGACGGCAUUCCGCGCGGUGUACCCCGUCUCUCAUUUGUCUCACAUUCCCGAUGUCCCGGACGAGGCAGAGCACUGGUGGGGGAUCGAUCGGACGUGGUUCAUGUCGAAGCUCGGCAAAGAUCUUUUCUGCAUCGUCGCUUCCCACCAGAGCGACCCUGACGCUCCGGAUGCCCUGUACAAGGAAAAAGUCUGGAACACUGGCAGCGAUAUCGAGUUGCUCAAAGAGCACUACAGCGACUGGCACCGGCUGGUACGCGAAAUCAUCGAAGCAACGCCUGCGGAUUCGCUAAAGGUAUAUCCCAACGCUUCUGCCCACGGGCUUGAGAGCUGGGUCCUAGGUCAGGAUAGAGUGACAUUUGCUGGCGAUGCGGCGCAUGCCCAUGGUGGAGCUUUUGCGGCGGGUGGAAGUCUCGCCAUCGACGAUGCUUGGGCCUUUGCGGCAUCGAUCCAGCACGUCUUCCCCCCUUCUGCCACGAAGCUCCCAUCGGUAACAGACGUUGCGACAGCGUUGAAGUUGUAUGAGAAGACGCGGAAAGCUCACACGGACCGAGUGCUUGAUACAGUACAUUCGACGAACAAGAAGAAGGUCGAACGGUUGGCUGUGGUAGAGAAAGAUGAUGACUUGCGAGCGAGGAUGAAGAAUAGAGUUGAGCCUGUUUGGAUCCAUGAACACGAUGUAGAGUCGGUAUUCAGGCGGAUCUUGGCACAGGAACGAAGCUUUGAAGCGCCACAAGCGACGUCAGAUCCGUCAGAGGGGCAGAUAGAAAGCUGACUUUAGAUAAGGUACUAAGCAUAGGCGCCUGGAGACGAGCGGUCUUGAUAGCUUUCGCAAAAGAAUUUCCCAAUAAAUCCCUUGAGAGUCGCAGUCAUGAUCCUGUGGUAUCUGCUGCAAUGUCUUGUGGGUGUUUUCGAGUUCCAGAGUAACGACUAAUACGUAUAUCCCAUGAAGACUUUGUCUGAUUGUCUGCCGUUUGUGACAGAUCGCAGAGGAAGCGCUUGGAUCCUGUUUUGCCCAGCCUCGAGCGCGAAAAUACUUCGUUGGAAGCUGUACACACUUAGCCCGUGUCUAAUACAGAUGAAGUGACCUUCGCGAAUAAAUUCGAGAUGCUC
Colletotrichum phormii is the source of this 1679-nucleotide messenger RNA. RefSeq lists its product as uncharacterized. The transcript has 2 exons. Bases 1 to 1341 code for a protein of 446 amino acids. Gene Ontology annotation, molecular function: monooxygenase activity; FAD binding. Lineage: Eukaryota; Fungi; Ascomycota; Sordariomycetes; Glomerellales; Glomerellaceae. The record is from RefSeq and is a predicted model, not a curated record.